Messenger RNA from Didymosphaeria variabile, 1107 nucleotides. RefSeq names its product low-affinity Zn(2+) transporter zrt2 (gene ZRT2). Gene Ontology annotation, cellular component: plasma membrane. Gene Ontology annotation, biological process: zinc ion import across plasma membrane. The record is from RefSeq and is a predicted model, not a curated record. The transcript is spliced from 2 exons. The coding region runs from base 1 to 1107 and encodes 368 amino acids. Gene Ontology annotation, molecular function: low-affinity zinc ion transmembrane transporter activity. Lineage: Eukaryota; Fungi; Ascomycota; Dothideomycetes; Pleosporales; Didymosphaeriaceae.
AUGGAGGUCGCGCGCCUCGUGCUGCGUCAAGCCGAGGAAGGCGCUGAUGAUGAACCUUCGCCAGGCCACUGUCUCGGUAACAACGAUUACGAUGGACGCAUGGGCAUCCGGAUAUCUUCGAUCUUUGUAAUCCUUAUCGGCUCUCUGUUUGGUGCCGUCUUCCCGGUGUUUGCCAGGCGAAACCGCCAGCUAGGCGUACCCGAGUCUCUGUUCUUCAUUGCAAAGUACUUUGGCUCUGGUGUCAUCAUCGCUACUGCCUUUAUACAUCUCUUGGCACCGGCGAAUGAAGCACUCGGAAACGAGUGCCUUGAAGGUGUCAUUACCGUGUACCCAUGGCCAGAAGGCAUUGCACUCAUGACCAUCUUCCUCAUGUUCUUCCUCGAACUGAUGACUAUGCGCUAUGGCAAGUUUGGAGGAGACAACUCUUUCGAUGGACACGCACACGGUUCUGCUCAGAACGACUCGGUCAGCCUCGAGGACCGUGCAAAGAUUGCUAUCAGCGAGGGUAACCAAGGUCACGGCCAUCAGAUUGGCCAAGACCAUCUCGGCCACUCCCGUGACCACACCGACAACUCUGAGCUCGAUUUCGUGGAGCGCGGCAUCGUCCCCGAAACAUACGCCGCCCAGAUGACUGCCAUCUUCAUCCUCGAAUUCGGCGUCAUCUUCCACUCCAUCUUCAUUGGCCUGACUCUUGCUGUUUCUGGAGAUGAGUUCAUCACCCUCUACAUCGUCCUUGUUUUCCACCAAAUGUUUGAAGGUCUCGGUCUGGGCUCUCGACUAGCCUCGGUCCCAUGGCCCAAGGACAAGAAGUGGACACCGUACGUGCUUGGUGUGGCCUAUGGCUUGUCGACUCCUAUUGCCAUUGCUAUCGGACUGGGUGUUCGAACAUCAUAUCCGCCCGAGUCUACUACGACGCUUCUGACCAACGGUGUCUUUGAUUCUAUAAGUGCUGGUAUCUUGAUCUACACUGGUCUGGUUGAGCUCAUGGCGCAUGAAUUCAUGUUCUCACCGUACAUGCAAAAGGGGCCGAUUUCCAGAAUGCUCUGGGCAUUUGCGCUCAUGACGCUCGGGGCCGGUUUGAUGGCUUUGCUUGGGUACUGGGCGUAA